Chaetomium fimeti is the source of this 2416-nucleotide messenger RNA. RefSeq lists its product as uncharacterized. The transcript has 3 exons. NCBI's taxonomy places the organism in Eukaryota, Fungi, Ascomycota, Sordariomycetes, Sordariales, Chaetomiaceae. The coding region runs from base 1 to 2268 and encodes 755 amino acids. The record is from RefSeq and is a predicted model, not a curated record.
AUGGCCGACAUGGCUGAUCCUACUGCUGGCGGCGACAACCAAACCGGCCAGCGGACCAUCCGCGAAGCUGAAAAUCGACCCCAGAGCCACACGAGUCGCUUUGCCAGCAACAACCAGGCCAUCGAUCUCACAGGGGAAGACCGGAUUGAGUCGCCCACUGAUGCUGCCAUGCCUCUGAUCAGACGCCCUGCUGCUGCAGCUUCUGCUGCUGGGCCUUCUCAAAUGAACAAUUCUCAACAAGCACAGACUGGGUCCGCCCAAUAUGAGCCCUCAUUAUACCACCCGAGCACCAUCCCUAGCAUCACUCCCGGCAGUAUCCCCGGUACCAACACCGGCCCACUGCCUAGUAUUCGUCACUCGGCCCUUCCUACCGCGCCCAUUUUUGCCACUGGAACGCCUAUCACCCAGGCCCCCGUCCCCCAGGCUCCAAUUACCCAAGCGCCAAUCACCCAGGCCCCCAUCCCCCAGGCCCCUCUCCCGGUCAUCGGCCCUGGGGGUCGCAUUUCGUUGCGGUUGAGCCCUGAACUCAUCACUAGUGCUAUUGGGCGCCUGGUUCCAGAUUCACGCACAUUGAUGGCCGACAUCGAGUUCAGACAAAGCCAGCGCACCUGCAAGUUUAUGGACGAUUGCAAUAUCAUAAAGGACAUGGACUAUGACGAUAUUAAGUGGCGCAAGUCCAUGUCCCACAUCUUUGGUCGCAACAAGAACUGCACACGGAGCAUCCCCGACCAUGUCUGGUAUUGGUUUUGCAGGAAGCACUACCAGCGUGCUCGGUACCGCAACUCCCAUGAGUACAAUAUGCUCAUCAGCCGGAUCGUCGAGCUCCAGGUCCUGCGUCUAGAAGCCUGGAGCAACUACAACCGCGACAUGGCCAUGCCCCAGAACGGCGUCGUCGCCGACUGGUCGCUGAUGGUCCGUCGCCGCCAGCAGGUCCUCAUGGACGAGGAGCAAGGCCGCAAGCGCAAGUCGAGCGCCGAGGACCAGGACGAGCCAGACGAGGACGACGACGAGGAGGAGGUGGAGAGCGGUGGCCCCGCCAGCCCGACCCCUGCCGACACCGGGGCCGGGGUGGUGCCCGCCUGGCUCCUGGCCCUGGUGGGCACCGGGAAGACGACGGUCGAGAUCCAGGCCAUCCUCGCCGACAUCUACCAGGACCUGGCGACCCACCGCCUAAGCCGCUUCCCGGAUAUCGAGCUGUUGCCCAACAUCACGGGCGACAGGGCCAGGCCCAGACCCAACCGGGCCAAGCCGGGGAGCGGAGCCGCUGCCAGGAAGAACGCCGCUGCUGGGCAAGGCGCCCACCAGAGCAAGCGGCAGCGCGGGAACGACGACGACCGCCGGCCUCAGCCUGCCAUCCAAGGGGGCCGCUCCCAGUUCGGUCAACCCUCGGGCCCCGCCCACCCCCCCGCUCACCUUCUUGGCCCUGCCCCUUCCGCCGCGCCGCUCGCCUUUCCGCCCUGGUCGAGCCACUAUCCCAGCGGCCAGCCCUCCCACCAGCGGUCCGCGUCGCUAGACACCAACCAGUUCGCCCAGACUGGUUACCACCAGCCUCCGGGCCCCUACCGCUUCGGCGGUUACGGCCAGGGCCCCGCCCACACCGCCGGGGGGUACAAUGGCUAUUUUGGCGCCCAGACCCCCGAGCCGGAAAAUGGCUAUUUUUCGGUCGACUACGACGCCCGGCGCCAGCAGCAGCGGAUGCAGGCGCACUCGCAGUCGGCCUACGGGCAGGGGCCGGGCUACGGCCAGGGAGGCGGCUAUGGCCAAGCGGGGGGCUCCUACCCCGGCUCCGGCAGCCACCAGCAGGGGAUGUCCCAGGUCAGCGCAGCUAAGCACUCGCGCAACCUGAGCACCCCCGUGCGGCCCACGCCGAUGAUGGGGAUGGGGGGGAUGGGCGGCGGCGGCGAGCGCUCGCAGGAGUUCAUGCGCGGCGGCCCGGCCGACAGGGCCGACAACAUGUACGCUGCCCAGGCCCAGGCCCAGCAGCAGUACCACCACGUCUUUGCUCCGUCGGCUCCUGGCCCCAGCGCCGAUAAUGUCCCGCGCUACGCCAGUGCCACCACGGCCCAGCUCCCCAUCCACGGCGGGAGGCCCAUGUCCUCUGCUCCCAGCAUGCCUGCUCCGGGGUACUCUGCCGCCGGCCUUCCCGCUCCCGGCCUCUCUUCUGCUGGCGUUCCUCCCCCGGCCCCGGAGGGCUACGAUAACCGCCUUCCUCCUCCGGGCCCGGACGGCUACGACAACCCCUACCUUCCUCCCCACUCCCGCCACUAGGCGCUCUCUCCGUGAGAGAGACAGGCUGUUGUCUUCUGAGGAGACACCAGCUGGGGGCGAGUGAAUGUUAUCUUUAUUCUCCUAGUACCUCGCAUACGUGAGCGAGCGAACAGAGAUAUCACCACCAACAAACGACCAACAAACGACC